This is a messenger RNA of Saxophila tyrrhenica, 3186 nucleotides long. RefSeq lists its product as uncharacterized. NCBI's taxonomy places the organism in Eukaryota, Fungi, Ascomycota, Dothideomycetes, Mycosphaerellales, Extremaceae. Bases 1 to 3186 code for a protein of 1061 amino acids. The transcript has a single exon. The record is from RefSeq and is a predicted model, not a curated record. Gene Ontology annotation, biological process: phosphatidylinositol dephosphorylation. Gene Ontology annotation, molecular function: phosphatidylinositol-4,5-bisphosphate 5-phosphatase activity.
AUGAGCACGCGACUCCGGCCGACGUCGAACGCCAGCAGCUUGAUGCAAGACCUGCCCGGCGGCUUCCCGCGCGAUCAAGACGAUGACAACUCCGCGACACCCCUUACCCUCUCCCAAGCGGUCCACGCGCGAAGGGCCGAAUAUGUCCGGCCAAAGCAUAUCCGGAUCAAAAUUGGGACAUGGAACGUCGCAAGUUGCAAAGGCACUGAAAAGGACAUAGGAGGGUGGUUCGUUGAGGGUAGAGGCAUAUCGGAUGCUUUGUCCGGCUUCAGCAUAGGCGAGAAUGGGGGUGUGCAUCGCGAGGACACACGAGGCAGGUCCUCGCGGGAUCAAGGAGAAGAUGUCACUACUCAGGAAGCCAGGUACGAAAGGAAGCAAAACACGCUACCGAACGGCGAUCCCGGAUCGCUACCCGGCGGUGAGGAUGUUUCGCUAUAUGUUCUUGGCCUUCAAGAGGUGGUGGAUGUCGGCUCUGCUACGGAGGCCCUUCGUCCUUACACAGACCCCGCGAUUGCGACCAGGUGGAAGGAGAGCAUGGCGGCGUCGCUGCCAGAAGGCUAUGUCAUGGUUGCAGAGCAGCAGCUCAUUGGAUUGCUGUUGCUCAUUUAUGCUGCUCCCGAUCUAGCACCCGAGCUGCGUUCCGUCAGCACGACGAGUGUUGGUACUGGACUUAUGGGCUAUAUGGGCAACAAAGGCGCGGUAACGGCUCGAAUAGUCGUUGGAGAGACCACCCGCCUGGUCUUCAUCAACAGCCAUCUGGCUGCUGGCGCCGACAAGACUGCUUUGGAGCGCCGAAACUGGGAUGCGUCUCAAAUCAUUCAGCGGACCAAGUUUGAACCCAUUCAAGACAUCACGGACCUUCAACAAUCGACUGGCGAGCAGAUCGGUGACGAGGACUUUGCUUUCUGGAUUGGCGAUCUCAAUUACCGGCUUGAGAGCAUACCAGGAGAUGAUGUUCGAAGACUACUGAUGCUUCACACACGAAAUGAGUACGACACCAAUGCUCAGUCCGGGAAGACGCUCGACAAAGAGAUCCAGCUGGCAGCUGAGUCUGUUGGCCAGAGAGCGGAGCGAGGGUCGAGCGUCAGCUCCGUCAGCACUGCCAGCGUUAAAUCUUCAUCCGCUUCCACGAGCUCCCACCAAACGAGCACGGCGAGUACGGCACCUACAGCUCUGGUCGACGAGAUCAGUGCAAGUGAGGACCCGACAUCAUUGCAGACCACGUUGUCUUCUCUUUUGCCUCAUGAUGAACUUCAUCAGCAGAUAAAGGCCCGCAAAGCGUUCCAAGAUGGCUGGCAGGAGGGCCCCAUCCACUUCUUACCAACAUACAAGUAUGAUGUAGGAAGUGUGGGAGUCUUUGACUCAUCAGAGAAGAAGCGCGCACCCAGCUGGUGUGACCGCGUACUCUUCCGAACAAGAAGAGAGAAACUGGCCUACGAGGCCAAGGUGAAGGAAGAAGAAAAUGCCAGGAAGAAGGACGAAGAGAUGAGAGCCAGCGGCGCAGACCAAGCGGCCGAAGACGACGAGAUACUUUACGAUUACGACCCCGAUGCUGACGGCACGAAUUUUAACGCUGAUUAUGACGAGAAUGACGAUUAUAACGAGGUUGAGGAUGGUGUGGUGAUUACCAAGGAAGGAUUUGAGGAUGAGUUACGACUGGAAUAUUACACUGCUCACCAGAGAGUGUUGUCGAGCGAUCACAAGCCGCUCAAUGCUGUGUUCAUGUUGAAGUAUGAUGCUGUCGUGCCUGAGCUGAAGGCGAAGAUACAUGCGGAAGUGGCGAAGGAGCUUGACAAGGUCGAAAACGAAGGAAGACCCAACGUCACCGUAUGUGUCGACCAACACAAUGACACCCAGGCCGAGCAAUGCGAGAACACGUCCAAGACGUUCGAAGGAGUGUGGUUUGGCGAGGUACGGUGGGGUCAAUCGAAGCACCGCUCACUCACCAUUGCAAACACAAGCCGGGUUCCAGCAAGCUUCACUUUUAUCGAGCGGCCAGUCGGUGCAGGGCAGGCGCCUGGCAUUGCUCCGAAGUGGCUGAACCUGCGACAAAACGACAGCUCUUUGUCGAGCUCCAGCACAAGCAGCCCACCAACUACUGUCGAACCCGGCGAGACCGCGUCGGUAGAGCUGGAUAUCCGCAUCUGGGACUCGUCGCUGGUGCAAUCCCUGAAUGAAGGCAUGAAAGCACUCGACGACAUCCUCGUGCUCCGCGUCGAAGGCGGGCGAGACCACUUCAUCCCCGUCCGCGGCAAGUGGCUCGACACCAGUCUCGGCCGCUCCAUUGACAAGCUCAUCCGGAUCCCGGAAGGCGGGAUCCGCAAGCUGCAGAACCAACGGCCUGACAGCAGCAAAAGAGGCGGCGGCGGCAGUGGUAGUGGAGCAGCCAGUCCUGUGAUGGGCGACGAGCCGGUACGUUUCUCUGCGCCACGCGAACUCUUCCGGCUGACCGAGACGGUAGAAGAACUCGUCGCGCGGGUGGUUGCCGAGUGGGAUAUGACCUCGAGCGAUGCGGACUCUGCAGAAGCGCCCUGGUCACACCAUCCCGGAUGGCCUUUCGAGGAGAGCGGGUGGUCGGAGAGAGGGACGGAGACGUGGGAUGAUGCUUUGAGCGAUGCUUGUGAUGCUCUCGACUCGGAUCAGCCUCUUGAAGCAAGUCUACCGCCAGAGUUGCCAAAGAUGCAACGACUAUACGUCCUAGCGUCCCUCCUCCUCACCAUGCUAGAAAACAUGCCCGACGGCAUCGUCACCUCUACCCUCUGGACCCGCAUCGACCAUCUCCUCUCCGAAAACGAAAAGACCAAACGCAAACUCACCCUCGAGGAACAACGCACAGCCAUCGAAGAGAUCCUCUCGUCAUCUCCCAGCCACAGCAUCUCCUUCAUCCUGCUCACCUCAAUGCUCGGACGUAUCUCGCAGGAGAUUGCUGGUGCGAGCAAGAGCAGGGAUGAGCCGCCUGUGAGCCCGACGAGGAAGAAUGCUAGUCCUUUUAGAAGGAUGACCGGGUCUUUGGGGAGGCUGCCGGAGACUUCGCAUGCGGAGCUGGCGGCUGAGGCGUGGGGGCAUGUUUUUGGGAAGGCGAUGGUGAGGUUGCCUGGGCAGGGUGGAAAGAAGGGGUUUGGCGUGCAGGAGCGGAGAAGGUUGGAGAUGAUGAGGAUGUUUUUGAGGAGGGAAGAGAAAGGAUGA